Molecule: messenger RNA, 1193 nt
Organism: Belonocnema kinseyi
Lineage: Eukaryota; Metazoa; Arthropoda; Insecta; Hymenoptera; Cynipidae
Exons: 4
Coding region: 131-628 (165 amino acids)
Source: RefSeq, a predicted model, not a curated record
AAACGUUUUAUGAUGUUUUGAUUUUUUUGAGAUUGAUUUCUGAAAGUCAGUUUCCAGUAAUCUCGCAGUGUUGCGUUUUCAGUAAAAUUGAAGAAUUGUUUAAAUCUGGAUUAUUGUGGAUUUUAAGAGUAUGAUGAAACUUGUCAGUGGAUACCAAAGGGCCUGCCAAAUAUUGAAGAAAAUGGAACAAACACAAAAUCAAAAUGACUUUCAAUCUGCAUUCAGAUAUUUCUUGAGCCAAACUCAAGUCAGGAACAAUAGCCCUAAAUUGGAGAUUACAAGUACUGAACCUCUCGGUCGAUCAGAAGAUUCGAUCAAUUUAAAUGAAAGAUCUUUAUCUCUCCCGUUGGAACCUGAAGAUGAGGAAGAAGAAAAUAUCUUCAGUGAUGAUGAACCAACCAAUGAAGUUCCCACAGAAAGCAGAAAUCCAGAUCCCGAAGAACAAGUUGUUCCAUCAAGUCAGUCGAGUCAUUUAAGCCUGCUGAGCCAACUGAGUGAUGGUUACAAAUAUGAGGAAACAUCUGCAACCGAUGUCGAGGAAGAUGAAGGAAUUUUCGAGGAUGAAUUGACCGCCGAAGACUGGAUUUUAGUAGAGGAAAGCAGGCUUUACGAUUCUCAGCCUCCUUGAAUUUUCUUCGAUGGGUUCUGGUUGCGAUUUUGGAAAAUCAAAUCUAUAUUCUCUGCACUUCGUGCUGGCUGAAUCGAAAUGCAAAAAUAUUUUAGAAAUGCGUUGAUAAUAUACUCAAUCAUGAUGAAUCACAUCAUCAUUUUUUUUGCUGGUAAAGUGAUUAUUGUUUAUUUCUUAACUGAUUUAUUCACUUGAAUUAUUAUUUUUUAUUAACUAAAUGAAAUAGUAACAGUAGGAUUAAUAAUUUCAUGAACUGAGUCACAAAAGUAUUUGUUUCAAUGUCAAAUGUUUUAUUUGCUUUAUUAUUGAGUGGUAUUUGAUUGAUUGUUCGAUAUUGAGUGAUGUACGAUGGGAUGAGUCGAGGGGUAAAAUGAUCGAAUUUUUUAGUAUAAUCAGAGUCUUGAGAAUUUUGUUUCAUUCGAACUAAAAGGCUUCUUUAUUCCACUGCAGGUUAUUAGAGUUAUUUGUACCUGAUAAUAGUAAUUUACAAAAUGUCUCCAUGAGUUCAGUUCUCAAUAUUGUAAAGGAGUGCAGUGAAAAAUUAAUAAAUAGUUUAACAAAGAUA